AUGAAUACUUCUUCCUUUAUAAAAGAAGAAGAAAAAAAAAAUAAUAAUCCAGAAAUUAAAAAUGCUGUUGAGCGCUUAAUAAAGCUAGAUAAAAAGCAUGCAAAUUUCGAAUUUUAUGACCCUAUAAUAAAUUUGAAAGUAAAAGUAAGAAAUAUUAAUUCAGCAUCAUCUAAUGCAAUUCUUAAUUAAAAUUAAUAAGAAAAAACUUUAAGGUGCUUUUGGCGCCAUAUCAGUAAUUAUUAUUUCCGUAAAAUUGAUCAAAGUGAGCAAGAAAGGAUUGAAUAUCUUUAAUAACUAACAAACGAAUAUACAUAAGUUAAACUUAAAAAUUAAAAAGCCUAAAUAAAAAGCAUAAAUUAAGUUUUUAGAACAUUAAUAAAUACACAAGCCUUUAAAUAAAAUAAAUUAAAUUUAUAAAAUCUUCAAAUAGCAUGUAAUAUAGAAUAUCUAUUAUAUGAGAAUUAAAAUAAAGCAAAUAAAAAAAAACUACAAAUCUUAUAAUCUCAAAAGAACUAUACUAUAUCUAAAACUUUAAAUUAUAAAAUACUCGAAAACGAAUAAAAAAAAUUAAUUGAAAUCUAAAAUGAUCUCCAAGAAUUAGAAGAACAAAAAUAACAACAAGAAACUGGGGAUUAAUUAACUUUAGAAAUGCGAUAUUUAAUGAAAGAAUUAUAAAAUAUAAACGAAUAGAAUAAAGAUAAAAUUUUACAAUUAGAUAAAAAAGUUAAAUAAGAAAUAAAAGAAAAUAAACUAAUUUAUUUCGAAUGUGAUGAUAAUAAAGAAAUACCUAAUAAUAUAAACUACAAUCCUAAUUUCCAAAAAGAGCUAGGUUUAACAGAUCCUAGAGCAAUAUAUAACGAAAAAUAUAUAAAUGAAUUACAUUUAAAAUAUUUAUAAUAAACUAUAAUUAAAUUAGAUGAAAAAUAAGUGGCUGAUUCUAUUUCAAAAAUAACAAAUUGUAAAAAAGAAAGAAAAAUGAUUUUUUUUUGAAAUUACAUUUGAAUCUGCUUUAAAUUCUUAACCUAUAUAUGUAGAAAAAAAUGUUCUUUAAAAAUUAGAUAAUUAUAGAGAAACUACAUUAUUAAAAUAAUAUAAUUUACCUACUAAAACAUUAUUUUCUUCAAUAUCACAUAAUUAUAUUGGUAUAUAAUAAAUUGUUGCUUAAAGAAAUAAACCAAAUCCUAGAAAAAAUAUAAAUUCUUUUGAUUUAAUGUAAACAAAUUAUCAUAACCAUUUGGAUGAAAAUCAUAUAAAUUCAUUAAAUUAUACUAAGAACUUUGAUAUUUGUCAUAACUGUAGAUCAUUAUAUGAAGCUAGAUAUUUAAUUAAAUGUCACUACAGAAGUUUUUUUAUGGGAAUGAAUACAUUUAAUUCAUAAUAAAAUGAUUCUUUAUUUAUAAAUUAAUAAUGACACUUAAUCAAAAAAUGAUUGGAUAUGUCCUUUUUGUUAAGUAUUUUUUUAUUUUUCUUUCAUUUUAAUUAUUUAUAUAAUUAUUUAUAGGGAUAUUGUCAUUGUAUAAGAUGUCAAAGAAAUGAACUUUUGACAAAAUUAAAAGGCAUUUUUGUAUAAUAUGGAGGUGAUAUUUAAGUUUUGGAGAAUGAAUCUGUCUUUAAUAAAUAUAUUAAAGCUAUUUAAGAAGAAGAUAAUAAAAAGAAAGAUAAAAUAGAAAAUUAAUAAAAUAUAUCAUUAAGUAGUUAAAUUGUUCAUAAAAUAUAAAAAGAAAAUAACUUAAAAGUAAGCAAAACAAUAAAAAACUUAGAAGAUAAUUUAAACUAAUUAACUGAUUUUAGAUUCGAUAUGGAAAGAAUUAGACUUAUUAUUUCUUAAGUUUUAAAAAGGGAAAAGAAAAAAUAUUUAAUUCUAAAUGAAUAAUAUUAAAAAUUUAUGGAAAAUUUUUAACAUGAAUGUGAAAAUAACCAUAUAAAUGGUUUUGAAAAAAAAUAAAUCAAAUUAAGAUAGAAAAUGGAUAAAAAAAUUAAAAAAAGAACUAUAAAUACUGAAUUAAAAAGUUU
Ichthyophthirius multifiliis is the source of this 2013-nucleotide messenger RNA. RefSeq lists its product as hypothetical. The record is from RefSeq and is a predicted model, not a curated record. The transcript has 8 exons. Lineage: Eukaryota; Ciliophora; Oligohymenophorea; Hymenostomatida.